GCAACAUGUGAUGUUCCAGCGGAGACUACCAACUCGACAUGCAGCGAGUGCGGUAAGCAAGAUCUUGAGCCGGCUAAGUGGCCAUCGCAAUGUCUCCAGGGCCGUCCCCGAAGGCUCUGUGGGAACCUCCAGGAUAUCUCCCUCCGAACCCACCACACUCUCCGAAGACGGCAUACGAACUCUACGCAUCCGUAAACAUGGCCACAAACCUCUGCCUAUCCCCGAGAUCAUGGAUCCAAUCUAUCUCCAUGCUCGGAACAAGCACAAGCAGCCAAGGCAGGUGAUCAUCGGAUACCGCAGACUUGACGUCGGGCAAGGCAGACAUCAAGAUAGAGAAGAAGAAGAGGAGGCAGAAGAUGGACCACGCCGAGACGCAUCCGACGUUCGUGAUCUCAAGCCUAUCCAGGAUUCUAAAACGAUGACUCCGUUCCAGAUUAAGCUGCACACCAAUCCCUACGCCCGCGCCUUAGCGACAAGCAUCCGACAGUGUGUUCUGACUAGAGCUCGACUGCCAUCUCACUUCCUUCUUCAGUUUGGCCUGUUCAUGCCCCAAGUGGAGGAAUCGCCAUCAUCGCAGCAGAGUGAUGAUGUCAAGCCGUACUGGAAACUCCUUGCUUAUCCCCAACGAUCGCCAAUGAAACUGCCACUAGGGAGGGUUCGUGCUACGAGGUCGACUGUGGAGGCGCUCGCUUCCAAGCAGAGAAAUGGCGGAAGAUGGGGAGUUUUGGCAUCUCAGAAGGCGAGGGACCGUUGGGCUGUGAUGACACCGAGGGCGGGAAGUGGUGGUAUUCUUCCGGGCAAGGAGUUUGACUGGGAUCCUAAUAUGAGCGAGGUGGUUCUGCAGAGGUUGAGGGAGGAGGUGGUGACUAAGAUGAGGUACGGUCUAGAAUGUGGGCUUGUGAAGAAGAGGAGAGAUGGAGAAGAGAAUGAAGAGGUAUUGGCAGUUUUGAAGCUGAAAGGGGGAGUAGAGGAGGUGCACGAUCUAGGGGAAUCUUCCAGUAUGGCUGGUGAGAUGGGCACUAGCAACGGUCCGAUCGCGGGCUGGAUCAAGUACAACUUGACGAAGUUGUUCGAAGCUGACGAGCUGAAAGAAUUCAUGGAUGAUGAUUUGGACAUCGAGAUGGAUGAGCUCGUGGUUUUUAAGGAUCGAACCAACAUGAGCUUGCUGCUUGCGUUGGAGCAGCUGCAGAACUACGUUGGCAAUUGAAAGCCGACCUGCGGAACCGAAGAGACAGAGAGAACAAGGUCAACGCCAAGAUUCAUGGUAUAGCCCCACUUUCGGUCUCCAUGACAACGCCCCAAACAGAUCGGCGCUUGUCCCCCUCCACAUGUUCUCACGCCACACUCCAGCUUCACUCUCCAAACGGCGUUACAGAAGUGCACACACUCGCGUCGCUUGCUCUAUCUCUCGUGAGCUUUGCGAACCUCUGACAGGAUUGAUUCAUUGAUAUUUCGCACCAUGUCUCGAAUACUGCAAACACCAUGUCCUGCACCCACAUCGGCUUUAGACCCAUCGCAUCGACGUAUAUCCUCAUUUGAACUAUUUGGAGACGACACAACGACAAAUAUUGACUACACCCGCGCUAUUGAUCAGCCUCUCACUGGAAUCAAGCCGCGCAGACGGAGCAUGUUGAUGGGGCCGGCCAGGAAGAAGACUACGGCGGCACCUGUUACUAUCUUUGAGGAUGUAUCAGAGGAACAAGAGAUGUAUGUUGAAGGAGGCCAAGAUCUCAGGGUAUCUGAAAGGGCCGAGCGUCUGGGUAAUGGCAGUACGCUGCUGGGCAAGCCUCCAGCGAAGCGGAUGCCAGCCGUGGUGGGCAGUGGUAUUGGAAGAAGUACAGGGAUGGGUGGCUAUGGUAUGGGUUACAGCAGAUCUGAGAGGACUGGAACUGGGUCUGGGAAUCGCGGUACUAUUGGUGAAGUGAGAAACAUAACCGAUUUACAUUCUGGGGGACCACUUGGAGCACCAUACCGGGCUGUGACAAGCAAUGCGACCAAUUUGCACAUGACAAACCGCCAUUCCGUUGCUCUCGAAGCCGCACCUUCAACCAAAGUUGGGACAAACAAUAUGGCAGGCAUAGGCUCAACUGUUCGUAAACUGCCUCGACGACAGACUAUAUUUAUACCUGAAGACACUACGAUGAUGAGCAUACAUCCGGGACCGAGAGACAACACUAGUCGCAUAGACGACUCCUUCCACAAUUCCAACCUCGCUGUUAGUCAACCUCAAAAUCUCCGGGACCAAUGCAACAAUGGCGCGCCACAUCAGGCACGCAGUACUCUUGGAGCUCCCGCUAUGAAGAAUAUUCAGCGACGACAGUCCAUAUUCGUGCCGAUGCCCGAGCAAUCGACUGCGCAUAGAGUCCAACCAGAAACAACACAUCACAGCAACCGUAUCGACGAUUCUUUCCAGCUGCCGAGUCUCCCUAGCCCGCAGCCUAAACAGACCCAGAACGACACAGUAUUCGCACAGAAGCCAUUGCGCAAACCACGGCAGUCUCUACUAGCUCCCCCCAAGCGGCUUCCACUCCGCGAAAGUACAUCAUCAGAGAACAUGCCAGGAUGGGACGUUGCUGGAGCCAACACUGGAAAGGAGAAUAUACCACCAGAUGGUCAUGUUCUUGUCGAGAAGGGUCUCAAAUGUUUGGAGAUCAGCGAUCAAGCACAACCUCGCAGACGAUCCAUUCAGCCUCGAGUGCGUUCCAGCCUCUAUGGCCCCACUCAGGCCUCGCAGCAUCGUCAGAGUGUUGUUCCUCGCCCGCAAGUCUCCGCCUCGAGUACGGUGUCAAAUCGGGUGCGGCCUACAGUAUCUUUCCAGGAGCCUCUUCAGCAGUCGGGAAACUCAAAGCCUGCUCCUGUCAGUCGGGAUGACGAGGUGAAGAGAGUUCGGGAAUUCAUCGCCAAUAAGCGUGUUGAGCAACAGACUGCCAGGCUUCGCCAAUAUCCUGUUCUUGAGGGAGCAUUGUCCGAACCUGCGCUUUACGAGGGGAAAUGGCCCAGCUAUCGCGAGGAUGCGUUGAGUGAAGUGAUUAACAGGAUCUUUGAAGCUACCUCUUCGGUAUCAGCCAUGCACGCCUCCACAGCUGAGUUUUCGCUCAUGGACCAACUGAUCAGCCUGUACAAUCGACCCCAAACCACAGUUUUGCAUGAUCGCAUACGAGCCUCGCUUGAGUAUGGCGCUCUCGCUUGUCCGCAAUCAAGUGUCAGUGAACAUCAGCCAAGUAAGGACCGUGGACUCCAGCAGCAACUCCUGGACUUGUGGUUUGAGAGCUACGAUUCGAAGCUUUUGAUGGCUGCUGCACAGGUCGUCACCGGCCGUCAAAUCGCGAGCACGUCGGUCGACCUCCAGUCAGAGGGUCACUUGGGCCGUCAAUUCUUCAAGGACUUCUUCAUCAAUGCUAUCGAUGUUGAUUCCCUCCCGAGUUCCACGGACGUUGAGAUUGACCUCCAACGUUGGCGGAAGACCAUGCUUCGCAGUGUCAUGCUCGUCUGGCUCCUCGAUCAAGCCGCCGAAGCACGUCUCACCAACGGAGGUUGUCUGCUCAAAUCAUCUUCACUCCGAAAAUCCAGCGCUGCGAUUCUGCAAACACUCGGCGUCUUGAUGUUACCUGCUUGCGGAGAUAUCAUGCGAGCCCUGAAACAUUUGACGUACGAAGUCUCCUACCAUCAAAAUCCUCUGGACGAGAUUGUCUACCACGUCGAGAAUAUUGCCGUCGAUUUUCGAGAUGGUGUCUUUCUCACACGUCUGGUUGAAGUUCUCCUUUACAACAACAACAACAACAACAAGAACAACAACAAGCCAACCAAUCCCACACGUCCAGACCCAAACAUCCUCGACGACCUAACCCUAGCCUGCUCUACACCUCUCCCCGAGGACGACGACAACAACAACAACAAGAGUACUCUCACUCUCCACCAACAACCCCAAAGACCUCUAACCCAACAUCUCAAACUCCCCGCCAACACACCCGUCCACCGCACCUUUAACAUCCAACUCGCCCUCGACGCCUUCUUCUCGCACCUCGCCAUCCAUAUCCCUCUUCCUCGAAAAGAUGAAGAAGAAGACAACAAAAUCGUCAACAACAUCCCCGCAGCAAUAGCAACAGCAACAGUAGAAGAUAUCCUUCAUGGCCAUCGGGAGAAAACUUUGGAUUUUCUUGAAAAUCUUGUUAGGGGCUUUGGGGGGUUGGAUGGUUUGUCGAGUUGAUGGUUUGAUGGUUUGAUGGUUGAUAUGUGGAGAUGGCUGGGUGGUGGUGAGGGUUGGUGGAUGAAUAGAAUGAAUGAAUAGAUGAAUGGAUGUACCCACAUGAAGAGAUUUUUU
Molecule: messenger RNA, 4321 nt
Organism: Sphaerulina musiva SO2202
Lineage: Eukaryota; Fungi; Ascomycota; Dothideomycetes; Mycosphaerellales; Mycosphaerellaceae
Exons: 2
Coding region: 1460-4207 (915 amino acids)
Biological process (GO): spindle organization; mitotic cell cycle; establishment of meiotic spindle localization
Cellular component (GO): spindle pole
Source: RefSeq, a predicted model, not a curated record